CCACCGUAUUCACUACCACGUGUUGAAGAAAUGAAUGGUCAUGAUGGCUGGACUACCGUCAAAGAUCGCGCGAUGAAGAAGCGCAUCCAAAAUCGUGUCACGCAAAGGACUUACCGGCAACGCGUGAAAGUUAGAAUGGCAGACCUUCAGGCAAAGCUUGACAAUUGCGAGAAAAAGCUUCAAUCAAGGGAGAACGACUACCAAGAUGUCCCGAUCGAUCCUCGCCAUAGCAAUACAGACCAAUCAAUACUCUCAACCCUUCCACACACUGCGACGCCUAUCUCCUGCGAUGAUGCGUUGCGUCUUAUUGAUAAUUCGGCGGGCAUGGAUGUGGACGAGCGCGUUGGAUCAAUUAUAAUGUACCUAGAAACCAUGGGUUUCGAGACUUUCGACGACCUCGUUCGUACAUACUACGGUCAACAAUUUGGGGAAGCAUCAUUUCUCUGUAAUGAGCAACGCUUGAGCCGUAAUAGGAGAUUUCCUGGGGUUAUUGCUAGUUUGUUCUGUGCCGCAGCGAAAUGGACUACUUGGGAACGCAGAGGUUUUCAAGAGGAGAUCUUGAAGGCCACAGAAGCGAUGUUGAUAUCGGAGAGUGUGGAAGCUCAUAUUGAUCUCCAAGCUAAGGCUGUACGCGCUCUGGAGGCUCCGAGGAGCUCUCUGUCCAGCGUGAAAUUGAUAGUGUCACCCUUGAAGAACAACAUUACAAGCAAGGUAAGACUUGCCGGAAACAGCAACGAGCGGCCUUGUUCACCUCGGAAAUCAAAAAGACUGACAGGGAAGCAGUUGCCUAAUCUCUGGGCAUUGAUGGUGGCACUGGCGGCGUCCACCAACCCAGGUUGGAACAAGGACCAUUCUGGUGCAGCGCUUGCAGCGAUUAUUCUCCUCCAGUGUGCGGGUCGUAUGGAAAAAGACACGGUUCUUGAGUUGGUA
Messenger RNA from Macroventuria anomochaeta, 930 nucleotides. RefSeq lists its product as uncharacterized. Gene Ontology annotation, molecular function: DNA-binding transcription factor activity. Lineage: Eukaryota; Fungi; Ascomycota; Dothideomycetes; Pleosporales; Didymellaceae. The record is from RefSeq and is a predicted model, not a curated record. Gene Ontology annotation, biological process: regulation of DNA-templated transcription. The annotation marks the transcript as partial. The transcript has 4 exons.